AUGCUAAUCGCAGUCGCUCUCGCCGCCUCCCAUUGGUCCGGAGUGCCAGUCAAUUUCUCAUUUGGACCUGACCUCGGGCAGCUCGUCGGCUUGGCCUCCCCCUCCCUCCUUUGCUCUCUGCCUCGUCUUUCCCCAGGACUUCGCUAUUUUGCUUUUUUCUUUAAAAAAAAAAAAAAAAGGGCAAGAAAGAACUCAACUCCCCCCUCCCUCUCCUCCAGCCGGGCUGCACCUCUGCCUUGCACUUUGCACGGAGGGAGAGAGCGCGCGCGAGAGGGAGAGAGAGGAAAGAAAAAAAAUAAUAAAAGAGAGCCACGCAGAAGAGGAGGCGAGAAGCAUGAAGUGUUAACUCCCCCGUGCCAAGGCCCGCGCCGCCCGGACUGCCGCCUGCCGCGCCUCCAGCCCCGAGCGGCCGCCGCGCGCGCCCCGCCUGCAGCCCGGGCCGGCGAGGCGAGCCCUUCCUUAUGCAAAGCGCGCAGCGGAGCGGCGAGCGGGGGACGCCGCGCACCGGGCCGGGCUCCUCCAGCUUCGCCGCUGCUGCCGCCGCCGCCGCCGCCGCCGCCGCCGCCGCCCGCGGAGGACCUUCCCGAGCCUGAAGUCGCCGGCUCGGCGCGCACGGAGGCGAGCGAGCGAGCGAGCAAGGAGGGGCCGGGGCGAGCGAGCGAGCACAUUGGCGUGAGCAGGGGGAGGGAGGGCGGGCGCGGGGGGCGCGGGCAGGGCGGGGGGUUGUGAGCGCGCUCCGAGGUUUCGGGCCAGC
Molecule: messenger RNA, 754 nt
Organism: Cebus imitator (Panamanian white-faced capuchin)
Lineage: Eukaryota; Metazoa; Chordata; Mammalia; Primates; Cebidae
Product: basic proline-rich protein-like
Exons: 2
Coding region: 1-729 (242 amino acids)
Source: RefSeq, a predicted model, not a curated record